AUGGGGCCGGCGGAGAAGGUUGCCGCCGCCGAGGCUUUCGUCCAGCGACAGUGCUGCGCGAGACCUGUGGAAGAUGUCUCACGAUCACCCGGCUCCAGCCCCUCACGGCCCGUCCGGCCUGACGCGCCCAGCCCACCUCGCAGCUCCGCCAGGCUGGCGGGGGCCCUGCGCCAUUCCCCCCCGGCGAGAUGUGCCGGACCUUGGAACACCCCCCCCCGCCCGGCCGGUGCCCCUCACCCCGUGCUGUGUGGCAGGUGGGUGCAGCAACAGCGGGAGGAGGUUUACGAGAAGAUCACUCAGCACAUGUGGUUGAAGACGGUCAUUGAGCGUUUGCAGGAGGCAGACGGCCGAGCGGUGCAGACGCAGGUGGAUCUGGGCUAUAACUUCUUUGUCAAUGCGGACGUGCCUGACACCUCCAGGAUCUUUGUAGCACUCGGCUACGGGUUCUUCGCGGAGCUGACGCUGACAGAGGCGCUGCGCUUCGUGGAGAGAAAAACAAAGUUACUGAUCGAGCUCAGCGAAUCCCUCGCCAAGGACUCGGCCAAAAUAAAGGCUAAUAUCCGGAUGGUCUUGGAGGGCCUACGGGAGCUCCAAGGCUUCCAGGACCUGCCUGAGGACCCCAGACGAGACCUCGCCCUCUAGGACCCCCCCCCCCGGACUCUGCUUAAUGAGGUGGGGGCAGGGGAGCACUGGGGGAAUCCUCGCCCUCUCCUGCUGUGUUUACCUGUCCCAUGGGGGCCAGGACUCCUGGGCUCUUUCCCUGGUUCUGUUCCCCACUCCUCCAGCCAGUCCAACCUCUCAUGCUGCCUCAGUUUCCCCUGCUGUCCCUGGCUGCAGCGUCUUGUCAUCUCAUUUCUACUGUGAAAAUAAAGACUCCAACGCAGGUC
Chelonoidis abingdonii (Abingdon island giant tortoise) is the source of this 887-nucleotide messenger RNA. NCBI's taxonomy places the organism in Eukaryota, Metazoa, Chordata, Testudines, Testudinidae. The record is from RefSeq and is a predicted model, not a curated record.